This is a messenger RNA of Verticillium nonalfalfae, 630 nucleotides long. RefSeq lists its product as uncharacterized. Bases 1 to 630 code for a protein of 209 amino acids. The transcript has 2 exons. The record is from RefSeq and is a predicted model, not a curated record. Lineage: Eukaryota; Fungi; Ascomycota; Sordariomycetes; Glomerellales; Plectosphaerellaceae.
AUGCUCGCAAUGACAAACGCCCGCGAGGGCUUCCGCCAUGUCGGCGCAGCAGGCUACCGGGCUUCUUAUCCGUCGUAUGGAGGGUUGUGGACCAUCGAGUGGCCCAUUGGGGACCUGGCCGUUGUCAGGCUGUCCCCCCACGAUAUCCUGGCCGCGCCAGGCUCGGACCCCUAUCCGCCACUGCUGCACGUGAGAGUAGACCGCUGCGUAGAGAUGAUGUCGGGAAUCCUCAAGAACCGAAAAGGGCUCUGCGUAGCCUUUCCCGGCCGCAAACGUUCAAGUGCAGUCCUUCGCUUUCAUAAAAACGGAUAUGCCGGCGCGCAUGGCAGCCGCCACUUGUACAACAUGACAGGCGGGGUUGUGUAUCCAGUAGACCUGCUUGCUCGGAUAGACACGCCAUAUCCGUUCCCGACAAUCGAAUCCGAGGGCCAUGUCCACAUUGAAGCCCCCAGCGUAGAGCAGGGCAAGUCUGUGUGGCUGCUGAUACCGCCGCUGGAGAGGGAUAUCCUGGUGCAGGCCAUGGACUCGAUUCCCUGGAACACGCUGUCAUGGUCCCUACAUCGUGGCCCGAUUAUAUCACCAUCGACGGUGUACGCUCUGGGCUCAGAAGUUUGUCACGGCCAGUCAUGA